AUGAGUGACAACACAGAAUUGAUCAGCCAGUUUGCUGAGCUCACACAGAGCCCAACAUCAGUCGCUGAAGUUCUACUAAGUAGAAAUAACUGGGAUUUACAAGAAGCACUUGAUGAUUUUUAUAACGGUGGGAUUCAAAGAUCAGAAGCACCUCAAAGAUCAGAAUCACAAACCCCAGUACCAAGUGAACCAUCAUCUGGAAGAGCUGCCACUCCAUCCUCAAGACCAACAGGUUCAAGCUCAAACAAACCAAAAAUGAAAACUUUUCAAGAUUUAGUCAAUUCAGAUGGUAAAGAUGAAGAUGAUGAACAAAAUUUCUUUGCAGGUGGUGGAAGAGGAUCAGGUCUUGAAGUUGAAAAUCCAUCUGAUCCACAAAAUUUAGUUCAAGAUUUAUUGAGAAAAGCACAAGCAGGUGAAGGUCAUCCUGAUCGUAUGAAUGAAGACUCUUCAAGUUCUGAGCCUUCUAAACCAAAAUUCACAGGUACAGGUUAUUCAUUAGGUAGCAGUGAAGUUCCUUCUAAAGUCGUUGGUGCUUCAAGAUCUAACCAACCAAAAAAACUUGAGAAAGCUGAAAGAGAAAUUACAUUUUGGAAAGAUGGGUUUCAAGUUGGAGAUGGUAAAUUAUUCAGAUAUGAUGACCCUGCAAAUGCAACAUAUUUGGCCGAAUUAAAUAGUGGACGUGCACCAUUGUCCUUAUUGAAUGUUGAAUAUGGUCAAGAUGUUGAUGUUAAUGUUAUAAAGAAGUUGGAUGAAGAGUACAAGCCACCAAAGAGAAAAAUAGGUGGAUUCCAUGGCUCUGGUCAAAGGUUAGGCUCACCAGUAUCCACUGAUUACAAACCACCUCAAUCUACAUCUCCAGCUCCAGUUCCAACUCAAGAAAAACAAGAACCUGCAAAACCUAAAGAUGAAGGUUCAGGUGAUACCCAAGUUCAAAUUAGACUAGCAGAUGGACGUAGAGUAGUACGUCGUGUUGAGUCUUCAGGACCUGUUUCACAAUUAUAUGACUAUGUCACUAGUGAAACUUCAAGCUCUAAACCGUUCAUAUUGAGUCAUGCCUUCCCAGUUAAGCCAAUUGAAGAUAAAACCCAAUCAAUAAAAGAAGCUGGAUUAGUCAAUGCGGUUGUUGUUCAAAGAUGGGUCUAG
Messenger RNA from Hansenula anomala, 1143 nucleotides. RefSeq names its product protein phosphatase regulator SHP1 (gene SHP1). NCBI's taxonomy places the organism in Eukaryota, Fungi, Ascomycota, Saccharomycetes, Phaffomycetales, Wickerhamomycetaceae. Gene Ontology annotation, biological process: Golgi organization; autophagosome assembly; nuclear membrane reassembly. Gene Ontology annotation, cellular component: cytosol; nucleus. The coding region runs from base 1 to 1143 and encodes 380 amino acids. Gene Ontology annotation, molecular function: ubiquitin binding. The transcript has 2 exons. The record is from RefSeq and is a predicted model, not a curated record.